Rotaria sp. Silwood2 is the source of this 747-nucleotide messenger RNA. The record is from the annotation of a GenBank genome assembly. Lineage: Eukaryota; Metazoa; Rotifera; Eurotatoria; Philodinida; Philodinidae.
AUGACAAAUUUAACUUCAAUUGAUCUUUUACUACCUGAAUUUGUAUCUUUACCACGUUGGUUACUCAUUCCUUUUAUAAUGGUAUCAAUAAUUGAAAGUAUUAUUGGUAUUCUUGGAAAUGUUCUCGUGAUAUUUAUUUUAUUAUUCUUUGGUAAAUCAAAUACACUUCAAGCAUCACACAAUUGUUUUAUUAUUAACUUAGCCUUAAGUGAUUUUGUUUUAUGUUUAUUUACAAUGCCUUUGAACACUUAUCGAAGUUUAUAUAUUUAUAUGACAUUUCCACCAGCAUUUUGUAAAUUAGCGGAUAGUUUUCCAGCUAUAAAUAUAUGUGUAUCAUCAUUAACUAUUGUCGCAAUAUCAAUAUAUCGUUAUUUAUUAGUUUAUUACCCGCAUAAACAAUCAAUUGGAAUACUUUCAACAUGUAUUAUUAUGGUUUCUAUAUGGUUGUUAGCUAUUGGUGCAGCUAGUCCACUUUUUAUUUAUUCUCGUUCAAUACCAGCUUAUGAUGAACCUUUAAUUGAUACAUUAGUUAAAGAUAUUUGUAGUGAAUCAUUAGAUAGUUCCUGUGAAACAAAAUAUUCAAUAGCAUAUAAACGUUUACAUGUUUGUCAUGAAUCAUGGCCUAACCAUAGUGGAUUACAUCUUUUGUAUACAAUAUUUAUGCUUUUUCUUCAAUUUAUUCUUCCAAUUUUUAUUAUUUGUAUUACUUAUUAUCAAAUUAUGGUCAAAUUAAGAGAACGUAAAUAA